Molecule: messenger RNA, 360 nt
Organism: Gordionus sp. m RMFG-2023
Lineage: Eukaryota; Metazoa; Nematomorpha; Gordioida; Chordodea; Parachordodidae
Exons: 1
Coding region: 1-360 (119 amino acids)
Source: RefSeq, a predicted model, not a curated record
AUGAACAAGAUGCAAAAAGGAAAAGCUAAUGGCCCAGAUGGAAUUCCUAUGGAAGCAUGGGUCGGAUGCCGAGAAGAAGGAGUCACGACCAUGACGAACCUCUUUAACAAGAUAUUGAGAGAAGAACGAAUUCCUAAUCAAUGGAGAGCAAGCACGAUUAUACCCUUAUUCAAAGGUAAAGGAGACCCUCAGGAGUGUGGUAAUUACAGAGGUAUCAAGCUAACUUGCCACUCCUUGAAACUUAUGGAAAGGAUCUUAGUAACAAGGCUGAAGAACGAGGUGAAAAUAUCGGCUAACCAAUUCUGUGGCCGGCAAAUCCACAAUCAAUCCGAUCUUCGCACUAAGACAAAUGGUGGAUAA